This is a messenger RNA of Radiomyces spectabilis, 1340 nucleotides long. Its product is annotated as acyltransferase-domain-containing protein. Gene Ontology annotation, cellular component: endomembrane system. Gene Ontology annotation, molecular function: acyltransferase activity. Bases 92 to 1276 code for a protein of 394 amino acids. The record is from RefSeq and is a predicted model, not a curated record. The transcript has 5 exons. NCBI's taxonomy places the organism in Eukaryota, Fungi, Mucoromycota, Mucoromycetes, Mucorales, Radiomycetaceae.
UCUCCGCUUAAAAACGCUCCCAAUCGUUGGUGUGGCUGCAUGGCGACCGAGCCUUUCACAAUUUCUCGCUUUUUUCUUUUUUCAAUGCACAAUGACUAGCACUCAAUGGACAUGGCCAUCGAUUUUUAAAGCAUUUGCCGUUGUUGCAGGUCUAAUUGUUCAGUCAACGUGCGUUGUACUGGUACAGCUGCUGUCUCUGUUGAUUCUUCCUUUUUCUGCAAAAGCAUACCGUCGCUAUAUUGCACAUACCAUGCGCAUGUGGUCGCUGAAUCUAGUAGCUUUGGUGCAAUUCCUUGCACCCAGCGAUCUGGUGGUGACUUUUGAUGAAAGCUGUGUGGACGAUUCCAAGGCUACUGUCGACACUGCCAUCGAUGUAGAAAAGCUCGUUCAGCGCAAUCACAAAGGUGAAGUAACUGGCUUCAAUUUCCCCAACCGUAUUAUCGUCACAGCAAAUCAUCAGAUAUAUGCUGACUGGAUAUACAUAUGGUGUGUUGCAUACAUGGCUAGUGCUCACGGUGCAAUGAAGAUCAUUCUGAAGGACAGUUUAAAGUCGCUCCCCAUUUUUGGCUGGGGUAUGCAAUUCUUUGAUUUUAUCUUUCUGAAGCGCAAACUUGCGGUCGAUCAAAAGACAAUUGUGGACAAUCUCAAGCACUCCAGCAAGUCCGGUGAUCCUUUAUGGCUCGUUUUAUUUCCAGAGGGAACAGUCAUUUCCACCUGCACACGUGAGCGCUCUCGACAAUUUGCGGAGAAAAACAAAAUGGAAGACAAUCGGUACACACUGUUGCCUCGAGCUACUGGCUUGCGACUUUCUACUUUGACAUUGGAUGAAAGUGUGGAAUGGCUAUACGACUUCACAAUUGGAUACAGUGGUAUUCCGUCGGAGGCAAACCCUGAGGAUGUCUACACUAUCCAAGGGAUCUUUUUCUUUGGCCAUCGUCCAAAGAACGUGCACAUUCACAUCCGCCGGUUCCGUGUCAGCGAAUUACCCAAGGAUAUGGACGCAUUCAGUAGCUGGAUAUAUCAGCGUUGGAUAGAAAAGGAUGAGCUCAUGGCCUACUUUUAUAAGCACGGAAAGUUUCCUUCUGGGGCGGACCAUACAUCUGCGAGCUCAGAAUUGCAAGUUCCGAUCCGUCUAACCCAUUCCGUAGUAGACCUAAUCCAACCAUGGAUUGCCCUACUUCCGUAUAUUCCCAUCAUCAAGUGGACGUGGCAACUUUUUGACAAACUUGGCCAGUCCUUUUCAUUUUCACCGUCAUCAUCAUCAAUAGUGGCAUAGCAUUUUUUUUGUAAGUUACUGUAAUUUGUAGAGUGGAUAAUGGCAGAAAUAAAAAACAUGUUUG